CAUUACCCUGUAACAGCGAUUGCGCCUGCGCCGUGAGUCCGCCCCGCUGCCAGCCACCCUGUCCCCCUCACGGAGGAACCGGCGGGCUGCCGGGGGGCGGCAGCGACCAUGACCCAGGCGGAGAAAGGAGACCCGGAGAACGGGAAGGAAAAGGGCGGCGAGAAGGAGAAGGAGCAGCGCGGCGUGAAGCGACCCAUCGUGCCCGCGCUGGUGCCCGAGUCCCUGCAAGAGCAAAUUCAAAGCAACUUCAUCGUGGUGAUCCACCCCGGCUCCACCACCCUGAGAAUGGGGCGCGCCACAGACACCCUCCCGGUCAGCGUCCCCCACGUCAUCGCCCGGAGGCACAAGCAGCAAGGCCAGCCCGUCUACAAGGACAACUGGCUGCUCCGGGAGGGGCUCAACAAGCCUGAAAGUACCGAACAGAGACAGAAUGGCCUAAAGAUGGUGGACCAGGCGAUAUGGUCCAAAAAGAUGUCAAAUGGCGCGCGGAGGAUCCCGGUGUCCCCGGACCAGGCUCGAUCCUACAACAAGCAGAUGCGGCCGGCGAUUCUCGAUCACUGCUCCGGAAAUAAGUGGACGAACACUUCCCACCACCCGGAGUAUUUGAUAGGAGAAGAGGCUCUGUACGUCAAUCCCCUGGACUGUUACAACAUCCACUGGCCCAUCCGCAGGGGCCAGUUAAACAUCCACCCCGGACCGGGGGGCUCCCUCACGGCCGUCCUGGCGGAUCUGGAAGCCAUAUGGUCCCACGUCAUACAGAAAUAUCUGGAAAUCCCCUUGAAGGACCUAAAGUACUACAGGUGCAUCCUGUUAAUCCCUGACAUUUACAACAAGCAGCACGUGAAGGAGAUGGUGAACAUGACCCUCAUGAAGAUGGGCUUCUCAGGCAUCGUGGUCCACCAGGAGUCGGUGUGCGCCACUUUCGGGAGCGGCUUGGGCAGCGCCUGCAUCGUGGAUGUGGGCGACCAGAAGACGAGCGUGUGCUGUGUGGAAGACGGCGUCUCCCAUCGCAACACCCGGCUCUGUCUCGCCUACGGGGGCUCCGACGUCUCCCGCUGUUUUUACUGGCUCAUGCAGCGCGCCGGCUUCCCCUACAACUGCCAGCUCACCAACAAGAUGGACUGCCUCCUGCUGCAGCACCUCAAAGAGACCUUCUGUCACCUGGACCAGGACAUCUCUGGCCUCCAGGACCACGAGUUUCAGAUUCGGCACCCAGACUCCCCGGCUUUGCUGUACCAGUUUCGGCUCGGAGACGAGAAGCUACAGGCACCGAUGGCUCUGUUUUACCCCGCGACCUUCGGCAUCGUUGGCCAGAAAAUGACGACGCUGCCCCAGAGAUCGCAGGGCGACCCCGAGGACCCUCACGACGAGCAUUACCUGUUAGCCACGCAGAGCAAGCAGGAGCAGUCCUCCAAAGCCACGGCCGACCGCAAGUCCCUGGCCAAGCCCGGCGGCUUCGACAGCGACCUGCGCGGCCCGUCUUCGGACCUGCCCGAGAGGCUCCACCCGCAGGAAGUGGAGCUGGGGCCGUCCCAGAGCGACUGCCUGAUGGCGGGCAACGAGUCCGAGGAGGCGCCCACGGCCCUGAUGUCCAGGAAGAGCGCCGCCUCCCAGUUUGAGGGGAAGGCGCUGGGCCUGGACAAGGCCAUCCUGCACAGCAUCGACUGCUGCGCCUCUGACGAUACCAAGAAGAAGAUGUACAGCUCGAUCCUGGUGGUGGGGGGCGGCCUGAUGUUCCACAAAGCCCAGGAGUUCCUGCAGCACCGUAUCCUCAACAAGAUGCCGCCCUCCUUCAGGAGGGUCGUGGAGAACGUCGACGUCAUCACCAGGCCAAAGGACAUGGACCCGCGCCUGAUCGCCUGGAAGGGCGGGGCCGUGCUGGCCUGUCUGGACACCACGCAGGAGCUGUGGGUCUACCAGCGGGAAUGGCAGCGCUUCGGAGUCCGCAUGCUGCGCGAGCGAGCUGCCUUCGUGUGGUGAGCCCCGCGGGCCCUGCCGGCUGGGAGACUCGGCCUGGCUUAUUUUCCUCAUUUAUCGGACCUUGUGUCACGGCUUUGUCGGGAGGCACCGGACAUUCGCUUUCCGUGGAGGACGCGGCAGUGUCGGGCUUAGGUGCAGCUUGUACGUGUGACCCAGCACUUGGGAAUAAACUGUGGGCUGUCGACCGUCUCACGCCAUUCUUUGCCGCGCUUUAAUAACGGAAAUCCAGAGCCGUUGCCCUGAGUCCUUCACUUUGGGGGAUCUAGACUAGUCCCCACACGGCAGCUCCCGGAGGUGAGCAGUCCGCAGACUGACCCCGGCCUCCCCUCCAUGACUCACCGGGCAGGGCCCACUUGAGCCUCCGUUGCCAUCCUCAUUUCCCGCCUCCUUUUGUAGACUGGUUUUCAUUAACUGCACGUGGCUCUCGUGGGCUUCGGGGAUGCUCCCAUUCAUCCAUUCACCCUCAGGGAAGGCGAGCCCCCUCGUGCGGGGCCCAGGUGGGGGCCCAGGCGGGAGUGCUAGAGCGAAAGAGAAGAGGAGCCGUCUCCUGCCGGCCCUGGGAGCUGUGUCCGGUGCGCUGUCCCGGCCUCCGGACGGCCGGGGCUCUCAGAGUUCAGAGCCUUGGGGCAAACCCCCCCCCCACCAAGGGGGCCAUCCAAGGGUGAAGCCCCCAGAAAAGCCCUGAGCCUAGCCAAGAGGUUGAGAAGGAAGGAGCGGCUGAGGGAGGGGCGGCAUGUAACUACCGAGACCCUCCAGCCCCAAGGUUCUGUGACCAACAAAAAACACUGGUUUUCGUUGUGUCCCACAGUGAGUUGAGCAUACAUUGAGCACUUAAUAAAUGUUUUCUGCAUUUAUGAGUGACACAGGUGACCCAUCAACAUUCUUGUGAACGAGCUGAAGAAGCUGCUGCCCAUGGAGGGCGACGACCCAGAACCCUUAGGAGCAGCCGUGAAGAAGCAGGGGUCAGACCAUGACGGAGAACCUCGUCUGUCCCCUUGCGCUCCUAGCGGAGGCGCUGCCCCGAGCUUCCCACAGCCUAGGCGCCGACGGCGAUCCUCCGGGGGCCAGAGACCUAAAGACCGGCAGGAUCUCGCGAACCAGCAGCGUGUUUAGUGUCCAGCAACUUCCAUGUGGUGGAAAUAACGUCCGUCAGUCGGCAGAUACUGACCUUGGCCUCUGUUCCAGGCGCCUGGCGAAGUGCUGGGGGUACAGAAAGAGCUUCCCCCCUCCCCGGCUAAUGGGGGGAGACCACAAGCAGCCGUGGACAGAACAGGAUGGGGAAGGUGCCAGAAUCAGGAGAGAUUGGGAAACGUUCUUAGGUCUCCUCUUCUGAGUUUGCCUCUGGAGCUCCUUGGACAAACAAAUCAAAUCCAGCUACAUCUGCAGCCUGGUUUCUUUCUCUUAAAAAAGUUUUUAUUUAAUUUCAAAAUGAAUUUUAAAAGAAAACUUUUUAUUGAUAACUUUUAAAAACACGGCCUUCAUUCCUGAAGGUUCCCAGAGACCCAAAUAUAAGGAGUCAAGAAUAAUGAAAGAGCUUGGCAAAUCUAAUCGGCCCCUCGCUUCUUCAGGGCCCAGCUUGGACAGGAAAGCUGCGGCCCGUCUGGGUUUGGCCAUCGUCACGCCUUCUGUGGCUCUGGGUUGUUUCCCUGGUUCACCUCCCUCCCUUCUGCAUCUGUCCAGGUGAUUCUUUCGGGCUCCUCAGGUGUGGUCCUGCUUGACCACUUUAUGUGGCUCCCACUGAUUCAGCCAUUCCUGAUCCUUGGGCGGCGACUCUGGUGCCACUUUUGUGCUACCACCAGCAGCGCGGCCACGAGUCUUUGCACGUGAUCGGGUCUUCGAAUCUGACUGUUUGCUGGGCAACGGGACACAUUAGCCAUCUUUUAGUAUCCUCCCCAGCUGCUCUUCAGAAAGGUUAACCUAAUUUAAAGUUAAUAUUUGCCAGUUUUCUGGGUUCAAGGGGAAAUCUGAGAGUUGUUUUGAUUUUAUUGUUAGUGAUUUGAUGGUUAAUAAUUUGCAGCUCUUUGGAGAACUGUUUUUUUCCUAUCCUUUGUGUUUGUAUUAUUUCUCUAUGCAUUUGGAAGAUCAGAUCUUUAUCAGAAAAAGCUCACUUAAAAGAUUUCUCCUCCCUCCCCCCCCAAAUGAACAGCUUCCUACUUGCAUUUUUCAUGUUGUGUUUUAUCUUUCUUGAUAAUUUAUUUAAUUAAGAACUCUGGUACCCUGUGAAAGGCA
Antechinus flavipes (yellow-footed antechinus) is the source of this 4209-nucleotide messenger RNA. RefSeq names its product actin related protein 8 (gene ACTR8). Lineage: Eukaryota; Metazoa; Chordata; Mammalia; Dasyuromorphia; Dasyuridae. Gene Ontology annotation, biological process: double-strand break repair; regulation of DNA-templated transcription. Gene Ontology annotation, cellular component: Ino80 complex. The record is from RefSeq and is a predicted model, not a curated record.